UGGAUCCCAAUAAAACUUUGCAGAGCUCUAACCCCAGGCUGAGACUAAACAAUUAGCAAAGGAAGAGCCUGGUGAAGGAAGGAGAGGAAUGUGCCUAAACCUCUGAAAAAUCUCUAUUCCUCCUCUCGCCCUAGAAGGAGAGCAAAUGGCAAAUGUCCUGGAGAGGAAGGCGUGGAGUCGUGGCGAGCCAGAUGCAAACAGUGAAGUACCACAAAAGCAAAAAGAAAAAUAUUUACAUCCUGAUGCAGUUAUUUGGGUAGUUAAAAGCAGCAGCUUGAAGAGGAUUCAGGAUGCUGUGAUCCUCUUCAGCCGCAGCACUCACUUUCCUUACCUAGGGAGGGAAAAGAGCCCUCUGACCAGGGACGCUCUGCAGAGGGUACAGCUCCUCCAGGGACUGCUGGGACAUUCAAGGGGAUGUUUCCAAAGGCUGCUGCUAAUUUGGCAUGCCCCAGGAGCCUGCGUGCAUGAAGCUGUGGGCUAUCCACACGGGGAAUUGAAAAUCCUGAAGAAUGGCUCUACCUACCUCCAAGUAUCUGGCUGGAAGUUUGGGGUUUUUUCUGUUUGUAGCCUCUUCAAUAAGCACAGCAGAAGCAGCUGCCACAUGUCCCGACAGAGAUCCUGAGUUAGAAAUCUGGAACCCAGGUCACAAUGAAGAAAACCGUGUUGAAAUCCGCCAUGGCAGGAAGCUGCUUCUCUCUUCUUCUGCCACUGUCCACUCUAUCCACAUCACUGAUGGAGGGAAACUGGUCAUCAAAGACAAUGUGCAGCCCAUCAUUCUGCGUACAAGACAUAUACUCAUUGAAAAUGAUGGAGAGUUACACAUUGGCAGUGAGCUGUGCCCUUACCAAGGCAAUGUGGUUAUCAUCUUGUAUGGGCGAGCGGAUGACGGCAGCCAGCCAAAUCCUUACUUUGGACAGAAGUACCUUGGAGUCAGCAAAGGUGGCACUCUUGAGAUCCAUGGAAAGAAAAAGCUGUCCUGGACUUUCUUGAACAAGACUCUUCAUCCUGGUGGCAUGGAAGAAGGUGGAUAUUACUUCGAAAGGAGCUGGGGCCACCGGGGUGUCAUUGUCCAUGUCAUUGACCCAAAGACGGGGGCAGUUGUCCAUUCGGAUCGGUUUGAUACCUACAGAGCAAAAGAGGAAAGUAUCCGCCUGGCUCAGUAUUUGGGUAGAGUUGCAAAUGGCAUGAUCCUGUCGGUCGCAGUGAAUGAUGAAGGAUCCAGAAACUUGGACGACUUGGCCAGGAAAGCAAUGACCAGACUGGGCAGCAAGCAUUUCCUCCACCUUGGGUUUAGGCACCCAUGGAGUUUUAUCACCAUUAAAGGAAAUCCCUCUUCUUCUGUUGAAGACCACAUUGAAUAUCAAGGUCACAAAGGGUCAGCUGUGGCCAAAGUAUCCAAACUAUUCAAAGCUGAGAACGGAGACCAUUUUAACGUCUCCUCAACGAGCGAGUGGGUUCAAGAUGUAGAAUGGACAGAGUGGUUUGAGAAGCCUGACAAAGCGAGAUCUAAGGACAUGGAGAAGCUGUCUGACUUCAAAGCUGCUCAUCCUGAUAAAAUCUGCAGGCAGCCCAUUGACAUCCAGGCAAUGACGAUUGAUGGAGAGGAUUUAACCACGGAGGUGUUCUACAAGAGCGGCCACGAUUACCAGUUCCUGUGCCAUGGCAAGGACCAGACAGGCCAGGGCUGCCACAACUACAGAGUGAGGUUCCUGUGUGGCAAAUCCGUGAAACCAAAGCUCACGGUAACCAUUGACACCAACGUGAACAGCACGAUCCUGAAUCUGGUGGAUGAUGUGAGCUCAUGGAAACCUGGAGACAGGCUGGUGGUGGCAAGCACUGACUACUCCAUGUACCAGGCAGAAGAGUUCCAAGUGCUGCCCUGCAGAACCUGCAGUCCCACCCAGGUCAAGGUAGCAGGGAAAGCCACAUACCUGCACAUGGGCGAGGUUGUCGACGGCGUCGACAUGCGGGCAGAAGUGGGGCUGCUGAGCCGCAACAUCGUGGUGAUGGGAGAGAUGGAGCAGCAGUGCUACGAGUACAGCAGCAAGUUGUGCUCCUUCUUUGAUUUCGACACCUUUGGGGGACACAUCAAGAUUGGUCUUGGUUUUAAGGCUACCCACAUUGAAGGUCUAGAACUGAAAUACAUGGGCCAGCAGACCAUGGGGCAUUACCCAAUUCAUUUCCAUAUGGCUGGAGAUGUGGAUGAGAAAGGAGGCUACAACCCUCCAACGUAUGUGAAGGAUACCUCCAUCCACAACACCUUCUCCCGCUGUGUCACCGUCCAUGGAUCCAAUGGUUUACUGGUGAAGGAUGUGGUGGGUUAUGAUGCUCUGGGACAUUGUUUUUUUACGGAGGAUGGGCCAGAAGAGCGCAACACGUUUGACCACUGCCUUGGACUGCUGGUUAAACCCAGCACGCUGCUCCCCUCCGACCGCGACAGCAGGAUGUGCAAGCUGAUCACAGAGGGAGCUUACCCAGGCUACAUCCCCAAGCCCAGGCAGGACUGUAGCGCUGUAUCCACCUUCUGGAUAGCCAACCCACACAACAACCUUAUAAACUGUGCAGCUGCCGGAUCUGAAGAAACAGGCUUUUGGUUCGUCCUGCACCACGUGCCGACAGGCCCCUCGGCGGGCAUGUAUUCCCCCGGCUACUCCGAGCACAUGCCAAUGGGGAAAUUCUCCAACAACCGCGCGCAUUCCAACUACCGCGCUGGAAUGAUCAUUGAUAAUGGCGUUAAAACCACCCCAGCCUCUGCCAAGGACAAAAGACCCAUCCUGACGCUGAUUUCUGGGAGGUACAGCCCACACAAGGAUGCUGAUCCUUUGAAGCCCAGGGAACCUGCAAUAAUUGAGCGCUUUAUUGCCUACAAGAAUCAGGAUCACGGGGCCUGGCUGCGAGGUGGAGAUGUGUGGCUGGACAACUGCCAGUUUGCUGACAAUGGCAUUGGCCUGACCUUGGCGAGUGGUGGGACCUUCCCUCACGAUGACGGCUCAAAGCAGGAAAUCAAGAACAGCCUGUUUGUUGGUGAGAGCGGAAAUCUGGGCACGGAGACGAUGGACAAUGAGAUCUGGGGGCCUGGAGGUCUGGACCACAGGGGAAGGACCCUGCCCAUCGGCCCGGACUUUCCCAUCCGAGGGAUUCAGUUCUACGACGGGCCCAUCAACGUCCAGAACUGCACGUUCCGCAAGUUCGCGGCGCUGGACGGGCGGCACACGAGUGCCCUCGCCUUCCGCCUCAACAACGCCUGGCAGAGCUGCCCCAACAACAACGUCACCGCCAUCCGCUUCGAGGAUGUCCCCAUUACUUCAAGAGUCUUCUUUGGAGAACCUGGCCCGUGGUUCAAUGAUCUGGAUAUGGAUGGUGACAAAACAUCAGUUUUUCAUGAUGUAGAUGGCUCUGUGUCAGAAUAUCCAGGCUCAUACCUGAUCAAAGAAGACAACUGGUUAAUCAAGCAUCCUGACUGCAUUGACGUGCCCGACUGGAGAGGCUCCAUCUGCAGUGGGCACUUUGCACAAAUGUACAUCCAAGCCUACAAGCCAGCCAACCUGAAAAUGAAAAUAAUAAAAAAUGACUACCACAAUCACCCACUCUACUUGGAAGGGGCUUUGAGCAAAAGCACUCAUUACCAGCAGUAUCAGCCAGUUAUAACGCUGAGGAAAGGCUACACCAUCCACUGGGACAAGACAGCCCCUGAAGAGCUGGCCAUAUGGCUCAUCAACUUCAACAAGAAUGACUGGAUCCAAGUAGGGUUUUGCUAUCCUAAAGGGACGACAUUUUCCAUUCUCUCAGACAUCCACAAUCGUCUCUUGAAGAAAACAUACAAAACUGGAACCUUCUACAGAACGUCCCAAAUGGAGAAACUGGAGCACAGAUAUCCUACCAAAGGGUACUACUACUGGGAUGAGGACACUGGGCUGCUGUUUCUGAAACUCAAAGCUCAAAAUGAGAAGGAGAAAUUUGCUUUCUGCUCUGUGAAGGGCUGUGAGCGAAUAAGAAUCAAAGCUGUGAUCCCAAAGAUGGCUGGUGUCAGUGACUGUGAAGCCACAGCCUAUCCCAAGUACAUUGAGACACCAAUAGUGGAAGUGCCAAUGCCAAAGAAGCUCUCUAGUGCACAACUGAAGACCAGGGACCACUUAAUUGAAGUGAAAAUAGAAACUUAUAAGAAACAGUACUUCCACCUGAAGGAUGACUUUGCAUACAUUGAGGUUGAUGGUGUCAGGUUUUUCCUCACUGAAGAGGGUAUCCAGCUGGUUGUGAUUGAUGGACACCACGGAAAAGUUGUUGAUCGAGUAACAUUCAAAAACUCCAUUCUGCAGGGAAUCCCAGCACAGAUAGAGAAUUAUGUCAACAACAUCAAAGACCACUCCAUAGUGCUGAUGACAUCUAAAGGAAGAUUCAUUUCAAGAGGACCAUGGACUAAAAUACUGGAAAAACUUGGAGCAGGAGAGGGUUUUAGACUAAAAGAAAAAAUGGCUUUUGUCGGCUUCAAAGGCAGCUUCCGCCCCGUCUGGGUGAAGCUGGACACUGACGAGGACUCAGCUAAAAUCUACCAGGCACUGCCAAUUCCUGUGGUGAAGAAAAUGAAGCUGUGAGGACACCCUGCUGUGCCUGCUGGCCGCCAGCGCUGCCGCGUGGGACGGACGGACGGACGGACAGACUACUGACCGCUCUGCGCCGCCCUCGUAGCAUUUUGUUGUUGUUGUUGUUGCUGUUCAAAGAGAAAUCUCAGUGUCAGUAGCUCGAGUGGUGACGGCGACGCCCUGCUCCGUGGCCGAGGCCACCUGCGCGAGGGCCGAGCUGCGUCCCCAGGUGCUGCUUCUAUCAGCCCCCUGGCACAGACUGACGUUAGUGCCGCCUCUUGAAGGGGAGCUCUUGGCCUGAAGACCAUCCAGGAUUGUUGCUCCUACCGGCCUCUAAGUUGUCUGAAGACUUCUUCUUUUCCGUAGUGCAACUAGCUGCUCACGUAGACGUGGAAGGCCAGUUCAAAGGCUGGUUGACAAUCUGGGGUAGAAGGAGCGGAUUUGAGUGAUUACCUGGAUGCUGGGAAGCGUAACUGGACAGCAAGCUUUUCUCCUAAAGCUUCUGUGAGGUCUGAUCAAGCUCUUUGGGGUGUGUGUUGCACAUGCAGCCCACGGCACAUAGUUGGGGAAGAGAUGACAAGAGUGGACAAAACAUGCCAGCAGAGACUGAUGGAACCACCUAUUUCUGCUUCCUCAGAAAUCUGCGUCUUUCCUAUGGAUCAAGGGGUUUUAAUAGUGGUUGUGCAAAUAGGAAAUUUUCCUUCAACAAGCAGCUGCAGGCUAGAAGGAGAGCAAUGUCAAUUAGCACAAGUAUUUUCUCAGCCUUUCCCAUUCAGCCUUUCCCUCGGUGUAACAACAUGCAGGAUCAAUUCAUCGUUGCCAGCUAAACCCAUCCCAAUUCAAAGUUUCCAAUUUUUGACUAGGAAUACUGGGACUUACCUUAUUCAGCAGCAAAUAGGGUGAGCUGCCCUUACCUUUCCCAGGACAUCAGAGGGGACAGGACCAGACUGCUCUGCUGUGUGUUGCUUUCUAAUCCUGUCCUGAGGCUUAAUAUAUUAUGUCUUGGUCCUCCUGUAAGAAUUACUGGAAACCUGGAUGAGGUCUUUCCAGGUGGCUGAAGAAUUAAAGUGAGAAUCCCAAUGCACUAGUUGGAUGUCUUUUACCUCCUUUCCCCCUGCUUCAAACCAAUACCUGGGCACUGAAGGCAGGUCAGAGUGAAUCAGGACGUUUCAGGGGCAUCUCUUGAAGCUGGGAAAUUAAACAUUAUCUUGUAAAACACUGAGUGCAUUUCUGGUGUUCAGUGAUAUUUCUGUCAGUUGCCCGGAAAUACCACAAAGGCGUUUCUGGAGGCUGUGGCUGCUGUAAGAAAUCUAAGGGCAGGGGGGAAGUGUGAAAGACAUGACAAGAUUUUCAAAGAAUGUCAAUCUUGCCACUAAGACUUGAGUUUGUUUCCCCACUUUAUCUCUGCUUGUCCUCGCUGCCACAUAAAUUAUUCCAAUUGCUGAUGGCUACUUUAUUUAUGUAAUUAAGUUGUUUUUUUUCCCCACAGCAUCAAAAAUGCUACCUGGAAAUUAGACUAAAAAGCAAGGAUUUUGUGUGUCAUUCCAAAGGCUGGGCAGAUACUGGUUUAGAUCAGUUGCUCUGAAUGUCAAAGCAAGCAUGAACAAAAUUUAGAUAGUACUGUACGUUACAUUCCCCUCAAGCCUCUCCUGGGUUUUGAAACUGGAAACGUUCUUUUCAGACUUACUACAAAAUUGUUUUGAGUUCACUGAAUGUCAUGUGUAUUGUAUUAAAAAAAAUAAUUUAAAAAAAAAAAAAAGAAAGAAAGAAAAGAAAAAAAAAAAAAAAAAAAAAAAAAAAAAAAAAAAAAAAAAAAAGCCAAGCAUUCCCUCCCCGCUUCCCAACAAGAGUCUUGAAAUGAAUGCUCCUUAGGCAUCUGUGCCAUUUACAGAGUGAAUGGGCAACAUUUGUAGAAGGCAAAUAAGGUCAGCUGUUUAUUCCCCAAAAUUCUUAUGGUAGUUUGGGGAUUUCAUAAAUUAUUCCACGAAAGAGUCAGUCUCACUGGCGUUUCAACCAUGAUCAUGCAAAACGUUUAUCUGAUGUCCCAUGACGGCCAAAACAGUGCCAGAUCCGUGAAGUCAAGGGAAGAGACCAACAGGAAUUCCCUUGGGUCUGUCAGUUUGGGUUGUCUAAACCUUUUCCCUGCCCUGAGCCGGUGCUGUUGAUGCCAUUGCAGCAGUCUUGGUGGAACACGUUUGCUUCCAGGAGAUGGACCGGAGCAGUAUUUCCUUCAGGAGCACUUAGCAGAUGGUGGGCAGGAAAGCAAGGCUGGGGAUGUGCCUGGAGUGGGAUUUGGCUUUGUACAAGCUCCAGAGAUGGGGUUGCCCUCUGCAGUGCUCCACUGGCCGCAGCCAUUUCCCCUCUAAGAGUGUAACUCCCCAGAAGCAUCCCACCAGGAUCUAUCUCCUAGACCGCUUUGCUCCGCCUCUAGGAGCAUGCUGCCUUUGUGCUGAAGCGUGGCUUCUGAUUUUACUCUUUGGGGAAUCCUCAGGGUGAAAGCAUAAGAUUGGCUCCAGGAAAAGCUUUUCUUCUUUUUCUUUUUCCUUUCCUAAAAGAUUUCACCUUAUUAAGAGAGAAAACUCAAGCAGCUUGUCCCAUGAGCUUGUCCCAUGGGGCCUGUUUUGGAGCUGGGGAGGGUGUCCCGCUGUGAAUGCUGAGCAGGGAACCACUGCAGGCUGUGAGCCCCAGGGAGAGCAGAGCAUCCUGGCUGUGUGCAGGGACAGCCACGCUGGGGAAAUGCCCAGGGCUUCCCCUGACCUGCCCUGGAGCCAUCCCCGUGUCCCCUGGGGACAGAACAGGGCCUGGUGCCACCGCCAGUCAGCGAGAGCUUUGUGCCACAGGAUUCCUCUUUGGUCUCUGACUGUUUGGAAACUGCACAUCCUGCCCAGGGAAUUCCCCCGCUGCUCGCCCUCUGCCCACCCUGUACAGACCCUGCACAAGCUGCAGUGACCCUCUCUGUGAGGUUUUAUUACUGCAGAUGUUUCCGUGUUUGCCUACGCAGUUGCCAUUGGUGGAGUGGGAUUUUUUUUUUGGUCGCAUUUUGUUUGUCUCUUUGUUUGUUCGGAUGUUUGGGUUUUAUUGCCUCUGUUCAAUUGCUUGUUUUACCUGUCGCCGAAACAGCUGGUCCUUUUUCGGAGUUAGAUGUUUGUACAUUUUCUUAUAGACUUUCCAGUGAAAAAAAAAAAAAAAAAAGAUAUAUUUUCUAUUAAUUUAUUACAAUGGCACUAAGACAACUAAAUUGCAGACACAUGAAGCAUUUUUACUGGAGUUGAGCAUUGUCCAGUUUGUUAAGGAGGUUGGCAAUGUGUCUUUUCUGAUAGUCUGCCUUGCACUUGAAAGCUCUCUAUGUCCACAGACCGUGGUGGCGCAUUGACUGUUGGGUUUAUGAUGACAAGAGCUCUUGGGACGUUUUUUCCAAAAGAUUGUGGCUUACAACUGAAAUAACACGUAGUUGUUCGGAGUACACAAUGUUUAUCAAAAUAAAUAUUCAGUGCAAA
Hirundo rustica (Barn swallow) is the source of this 8077-nucleotide messenger RNA. RefSeq names its product cell migration inducing hyaluronidase 1 (gene CEMIP). Bases 510 to 4592 code for a protein of 1360 amino acids. NCBI's taxonomy places the organism in Eukaryota, Metazoa, Chordata, Aves, Passeriformes, Hirundinidae. The record is from RefSeq and is a predicted model, not a curated record. The transcript has 29 exons.